AUGCCCCGACUUUCAAAAGCAAAGAGCAGGAGCUCCACGCCCUCAGGUGUGGAGAUAUGCGUUCCUAGCCCCUCAGUUAAGAAAAGGAAAAUGGCGUCUGGCCUUCAAACUAAGAGCCCCAAGAAACCGCGUCAAACCAAGAAGGGUCACCAGGAUAUACUAACACAGAAAGUAGCCACCGAGGAACCCAAUGAGGUUUUACUGGACCUUGGUGAGAAAGUCGCAACUGGUAGAAAUUCACGAAGAAACCCACAGGCCAUGGCAACGCGUUCAGCUGUUGCCAGAAAAAGCCAGGCUUUGUCUAGCCCUACAGUGACUACAACCAUGGAGGGCCAGUCUUCAUCUGGCCCGGUGCCAAAAACCAUGUCCACAUACCUGACUGGUGGCAGAAAGAGCCAAUCUUCACCAUGCCUAAUGACCAGAGCCAUGGCUACACGCUUGUCCAUCGCCAGAAAAAGCCAGCCUUUGUCUAGACCAGUGACUACAACCAUGGACGAAUGUUCGUCUGUUGACAGAAAGGGCCAGUCUUCGUCUGGCCCGGUGCCAAAAACCAGGUCCACGUACUUGACUGGUGGCAGAAAGGGCCAAUCUUCACCAUGCCUAACGACCAGAGCCAUGGCUACGCGCUUGUCCGUUGCCAGAAAAAGUCAGUCCUCAACUGGUCCAGUAACCAACUGGUCGCAGUUGGCUGUUACCAACAAAGGUCAAUCUUCAUCUUGCCCCAUGACCACAGACCUGGCCCCACCUUUAACUAUUGCUACUACAGGACAAUCUCCAUCAGGGGAUACAAGUAACAUAAAACAAACAGUUACAGAAACGACUAACAAGGAGACAAGUGCUCCAGAAAAACCUGAUGAGAACAGGCCAAGAUGUACUGGCAAGAGAAGGCCUUCUGAAAGGCGUUUCAGUGUAAGGCUGGUGGAGAGUUCCUCCAGAUUCAGAGAUAUCGUGGUGAGGAAGCAAGAUGGCUUCACCCACAUCUUGUUAUCCACAAAAUCAUCAGAAAAUAACUCACUAAAUCUAGAAGUGAUGAAACAACUUCAGGAUGCUCUCAACAAGGCUGCUGUUGAUGACAGCAAGCUGGUACUUCUCAGCGCAAUUGGCAAUGUCUUCUGCUUUGGACUGGACUUUACUUAUUUUAUACAGCGCCUCACAGCGAACAAGAAAAGAGAAAGGGCUAAAAUGGCAGAAUCGAUCAAAAAUUUUGUGAAUACGUUCAUUCAGUUUAAGAAGCCUAUUAUUGCAGCAGUCAAUGGCCCAGCCCUUGGCCUGGGAGCAUCUAUACUGCCUCUUUGUGAUGUGGUUUGGGCUAAUGAAAAGGCUUGGUUUCAAACCCCCUAUACCACCUUUGGACAGAGUCCAGAUGGCUGUUCCAGCUUUACAUUUCCCAAUACUAUGGGAGAAGCCUCUGCAAAUGCAAUGUUGCUCAGUGGGCAGAAACUGACAGCACAGGAAGCUUGUAAGAAGGGCCUGGUCUCCCAGGUAUUUUGGCCACAGACCUUCAGCCAGGAAGUCAUGAUUCGAAUCAAGGAGCUCGCCUCAUGUAAUGCAGUUGUCCUGGAAGAGUCCAAAGCCCUACUGCGCUUUACCACCAAGAUGAAGUUGGAGGAGGCCAUUGAGAGGGAGUGCAAAGUGCUGGAAAAUAUUUGGGGCUCUGCAGAGGGGAUAGAGGCCAUGUUAAAAUACUUGCAGAAAAAAAUCGAGUACUGA
Messenger RNA from Alexandromys fortis (reed vole), 1710 nucleotides. RefSeq names its product chromodomain Y-like protein. The record is from RefSeq and is a predicted model, not a curated record. Gene Ontology annotation, molecular function: transcription corepressor activity. The coding region runs from base 1 to 1710 and encodes 569 amino acids. NCBI's taxonomy places the organism in Eukaryota, Metazoa, Chordata, Mammalia, Rodentia, Cricetidae. Gene Ontology annotation, cellular component: nucleus. The transcript has a single exon.